Molecule: messenger RNA, 912 nt
Organism: Arabidopsis arenosa
Lineage: Eukaryota; Viridiplantae; Streptophyta; Magnoliopsida; Brassicales; Brassicaceae
Source: the annotation of a GenBank genome assembly
AGUAAACUCAACAAACUCAGAACUAGAAUUUCCUAAUCUUUUCUCAGAGAUUUUUUUGGCUCAUACUCGAAACAAAUGGCUUCAACACUCUCAUUUGCAUCGGCUCUACGUUCACCUCUUGCUCCAUCUCCCCCUGUCUCAUCCAAAUCCACUACUCCGUUCUCCGUCGCGCUUCCACGGAAGAUCCCUAGCCGGAUCAGGGCUCAAGACCAGAGAGAAAACUCCAUUGAUGUUGUUCACCAAGGACAACAAAAAGGAAAUCAAGGAUCUAGUGUCGAAAAAAGACCUCAACAACGCUUAGCCAUGGACGUUUCUCCUUUCGGAUUGUUGGAUCCUUUGUCACCAAUGAGGACAAUGAGACAAAUGUUAGAUACUAUGGACCGGAUGUUCGAAGACACUAUGCCUGUCUCAGGAAGAAACAGAGGAGGAAGUGGAGUUUCAGAGAUUCGUGCGCCGUGGGACAUCAAAGAGGAAGAACACGAGAUCAAGAUGCGUUUCGACAUGCCUGGUCUCUCGAAAGAGGAUGUCAAAAUCUCUGUAGAAGAUAACGUCCUUGUGAUCAAAGGAGAGCAGAAGAAGGAAGACAGUGAUGAUUCUUGGUCUGGAAGAAGCGUUAGCUCAUAUGGAACACGACUUCAGCUCCCAGACAACUGCGAGAAAGACAAGAUCAAAGCUGAGCUCAAGAACGGAGUCCUGUUUAUCACUAUCCCUAAAACCAAAGUCGAACGCAAAGUCAUCGAUGUCCAGAUUCAGUAGGACUCCAUUAAAGUUAUCCUCAGGUUUAAUGUGUAUUGGAGGUGUUUGUUGUACAUAAGCCUAUGUUUCUCUGUAUAGCUUGAAGUGUGAUGCAAGUAAAAGAACAAAGAGAGAUAUUAGAAAAACGUUUAAACUGAAUAAAAGUUUUCUAAUUCU